AAAAAAAAAAAAAAAAAAAAAAAGGGGGAAGAGCAGGAGGAGGGGGAGGGAAAAAAAAAAAAAAAAGAGAUCCUAGAAAUCCAAAAAGGCUCAUCUGGGAAGGAGAGAGAGGAGAGCGAGAGGAAGCGGGAUGCAACUCAACCUGACGCUGAUCUGCUUCGUCUUCGGGGGGUUCCUGCCCGACGCCGCGGCCCGGCGGGAGCAGAUGGACACGGGGCAGUGCGACCUGCCCCGCUCGCAAGGAGAGCUCAACUCCUUCCUCUGGACCAUUCGCCGCGACCCCCCCGCCUAUCUCUUCGGCACCAUCCACGUGCCCUACACGCGAGUUUGGGACUUCAUCCCUGACAACUCCAAGGCCGCCUUCCACGCCAGCUCCAGCGUCUACUUUGAGCUGGACCUCACGGACCCCUACACCAUCUCCGGGCUGGCCAGCUGCCAGAUGCUGCCCCACGGAGAGAACCUGCAGGACGUGCUGCCCCGGGAGCUUUACCGCCGCCUCAAGCGCCACCUGGACUACAUCAAGCUGAUGCUGCCCCACUGGAUGACCCCGGACCAGCGAGGCAAAGGGCUCUACGCCGACUACCUCUUCAACGCCAUCGCCGGGAACUGGGAGCGCAAGAGGCCCGUCUGGGUGAUGCUCAUGGUGAACUCCUUGACGGAGACGGACAUCCGCUCCAGAGGGGUGCCCGUGCUCGAUCUCUACCUCGCCCAGGAGGCUGAGAGGAUGAAGAAGAAGACAGGAGCUGUGGAGCGGGUGGAGGAGCAGUGUCACCCGCUGAAUGGGCUCAACUUCUCCCAGGUGCUGUUUGCUCUGAACCAAACUCUGCUCCAGCACGAGAGCCUUCGAGCAGGCAGUUUGCAGGCCCCGUACACCACUGAAGACCUCAUCAAGCAUUACAACUGUGGAGACCUGAAUGCUGUGAUAUUCAACCAUGACACUUCUCAGGUCCCUAACUUCAUCAACACAACACUCCCACCCCACGAGCAGGUGACGGCUCAGGAGAUAGACAGCUACUUCAGACAGGAGCUCAUCUACAAGAGGAAUGAGAGGAUGGGGAAGAGGGUGAUGUCACUUUUAAGGGAGAACAGAGACAAGAGCUUCUUCUUUGCCUUUGGAGCAGGUCACUUCCUGGGUAACAACACUGUGAUUGAUGUACUGAGACAAGCAGGAUUUGAAGUGGAGCACACUCCUCCUGGACAACCAAUUGGAAAUUCAAGGACGACAAAGACAAGCCCGGCCUUGGAAGGCUCCUCAGUGACAGCCCUGCCCGCUGUCCCUCUGUCUGAGCAGGUCCCACUGACCUCUCCUUCCCUGAAGCCCCUGCACAUGGAUGAAGAAGACAGCCUGUCUCCUCACCUCUUGUUGCCAGACAGCAUCAGCCAGCUGGAAGAGUUUGGCAGGCAGAAGAAAUGGCACAAGAAGCAGCACAAACACCAUCGCCAGAGGCAGUUCAAUGACCUCUGGGUUCGGAUAGAAGACAGCACCACCACGUUGCCUUCCUAUAUCAGGAUAACCAAUGGCUACAUCACAGUCAAGCCUCCCAUCUGGAUUUCAAACCAGCUGGAUCAGAGACCGCGUUCCGAUCGCCCAUCCCAGCCUCAGCCCACAAGCUCAGCUGCAGCCAGUCUUUUAUGGCCACCAAUAACAUUUCCUCUCUGCAUGACCAUAACUUCUUUUCUCCUGAAUCUACUGCAGCCCUCCUGACCACAUUAGGAUUACGUGCAAUCCCUUGGAAUAGAGAAGAGAGAUAAUUUAUGAACGGAUUGGAGGUUAAGACAACAACAUUUGCAAGCUGGACCUUCUCAGUGACUCAGUAGUGCCUUCUAGCUGAUUUUGUCUCUUUGCCCAGAUACAUUUUGAAAUUCUAAAGCUUUAUUGUAACACUGACUUACAUCUUCUUUUUGUAGAAGGAUCUUUAUUUCCCAUAGUGCUAUGGGGUUUUGUAAAAUAUACAUGUUCAUAUAAAGAAAAAAAAAGGAAAAAGAAAAAAUGUAUUUAUUCGACUGGUAAACUUAUUUUUCUUGUUGUAUAUGUUAAUAACAUCCCUAUUAAUCAGUAGCGAUGGUGAAACAGAUAAAUUAAUAUUUUCUAUAUUCGUUUUCUGACAACUCUGCAAAUGUCUGAACUGACACCAAAUGAAUGCUUUCUUUGUUUCUUUAAUCAUUACUUUUUGCAACUGUCUAAUAAGUACAUUUCUGCUGAACUUCUUUAUUUUACUUUUUUAUCUCAUUAGCAUAGCUUACACUGAAUGAAGCAGAUCCUGCUCUUUGUGGCCUAUACCCCUUAGAAAAAUAGGUGCAUUCUUAACUUGUUAGCUGCUACAACCUAAAAUACCAGUUAUUUUUUCUAUGACUUAGUAAGUCAUUUGUCAAGAUACAUUUCCCUGCUUUCUUUAACUAAACUAUUCACCUUCUUUGGAAAUUAGCAAUUUCCCUCUUAGCCCUGGAAUUAAUUCAUUAGCUAACACAAAUUAAGACACCUUUUCCUUAAUAAAAAAAUUGCUUUUCAAAUCAGGAAUAAUCCUACUGAAAUUAUUUUCUUCUCUCCCUCAUUUUACAUCAACACAAGUCUACAACCUUUCCCAGCAUAAAUGAGAACAGAACUUGGUCUGUCUGUAGGGUAUAAAGAUGUAGUGUCCUGUUAAUCUGUAGAAUUCCUUGUACCAGUUGUAUUAGUGCAAAUGGACAACCUGGAGGCAAAAAAAAAAAAAAAAAAAUCUACAAAUUCCCUUUCAUCUUGCUGUUAUGAACUGAUAGAGCUGAUAUCUCUGUGCUGAAAUAAUUAUGACUUGUCCAAAAUCUGUUCAAGACCACAGGAAUCAAAUUAACCCCCGUGUUACAGAGACAUACAGAACAUUCUUCCAUUUGUACGCUGUGGUACCUCUGCUGACUUGGAUGAAAAAGUUAUGACACCUUACGUUCAUUGAAAAGUUUGCUCCCUAUGCAGCUACUGUUAGUGAAUGCAAUGAACAAUAUCUAUGGGGAAAAAAAAACCAUCCAUGCCAUCUUAAAAUCUAUUAUGUUUAAUAAGGCAUGUUGAUGAUUUUUCACCACCAAAACAUGAUGAAAAAUCCCUUUGGAUGCAAGAGUUUCAACUAGAAAAUUAGUUUGGGUUGAAAUAGUGCUUUUCUUUCUAAGUCAUCCACAAACCAAAAGUCCAGAAUAUACGAUGAAAACAUCGUAGUUAGAAGUCUCAAAACCGGAAAUAUACAAUACAAGGUUUUCUUUAUGGAAAAGCAGUGCUUUUUCACCUUGGAAAAAAAGAUAACGAUGAUGAUGGUUAUAAUAACAAUACUGAUAAAAUUCUGACUGAAAACAGUCCUGUCAGUUCUCCAGCAGCCCUAGAGCCUGGUUCUCCAGGGCUGCAGAUAUUUCACGCCACCUGUAAGCAAGAGGGAGUUCAGAAUUCAUGGUUUGCUCCUGAUCAUACCAGUUAAUUCAGGAAAGUAGGUUAGAAAGUAACUAGACUACAAAAGUCACGUGGUUUCAUUUGAAACCAUGAUGAACUACUGAGCAUUUCCCUCACACGUCCCAGCCCAUUGCUGAACACAGGCCAGGGAUAACACAGAUAACUUCUUUUUGACUUACUGGACACCACGACCUGCAGCCUUUGCUCUGUUUCUGACAGAAAGUUGUGUAGGUUUCUGCUCAGUUUAAGUGGGUACAGCAGACAGUGCUAUAAGCUUCCUCUUUUUUCCUUUCAAGCACAACAGAUGAUAAGGCUGAAUGGAAAACUUUUGAGCUUUGCCCCACAUGUGAGAUUCAAAGAGACCCUCUGCAUACUUUCAUAUUGUGUAUUUUGGCUAGCAGAUGAUUAGAGAUGUUAGUUUUGGACAGAAGCCAUUCACCUUGCAUAUUUAUUGCACGGAGAUGGAUAUUGGAAACAUAUUUUGAGAUCUUUCUUUUUUGGUUUUAUUUGAGCUAUUACCCUAGAAAUGCCUUCAUUUGAAUAUAAUGGUUUAGCAGACCUUCAAAUUCAACCUUAAUGCAUUUUAAAAAGAUUAUUGGUUCUCCUGCUGUGUUCGAGGCAGAGAUGAAAACUGAAUUAUAAUGUCUUAUUUACACAAAUGGAACUGGAAAUAAGGUAGGCAAAUCUUAAGGCCGAUGAUAAGUUACAUAGUAAAAGAGAACAGCCAAGAAACCAAAACCCACUGAAUUUUAUUCGUUGUAAUCAAAUUGAAUCCAGGAAUUAUUUUGUGGUACUAUCCCAGAAAUAAUUCCAGGUGUUGGAAAACUUACAGUAUAAAUAGACAAGACCAUAUAAAGAUAAGGGAGGGGAAAAAAAAAAAAAGAGCAGAAAGAAGAACUUGCCCAAGACCGUAAGGAAAAACACCAACAGGACCAAGACUAGAAAUUACAGUUCUGUUGCUUCCCAAUCUGGGGUUUUCUCCAUAAGCCUCUGGAGCUUUUUUUUUUUAAAUAUUUGGAGCACACACAUCUCUCCACACUCACAUCUGUCAUCAUACUGCACAGAGCAGUCAC
Messenger RNA from Empidonax traillii (willow flycatcher), 4482 nucleotides. RefSeq names its product TraB domain containing 2B (gene TRABD2B). The transcript has 7 exons. Bases 131 to 1705 code for a protein of 524 amino acids. NCBI's taxonomy places the organism in Eukaryota, Metazoa, Chordata, Aves, Passeriformes, Tyrannidae. The record is from RefSeq and is a predicted model, not a curated record. Gene Ontology annotation, biological process: negative regulation of Wnt signaling pathway. Gene Ontology annotation, molecular function: metalloendopeptidase activity; Wnt-protein binding. Gene Ontology annotation, cellular component: organelle membrane.